AUGACCGACAGUCCGACCACCUCGCACGAUCAUCGUCUGUCUCGUAUGAGUCUGUUCUAUUCCCCGGAGAGGUCCUCUCCCCGUCGUUCCCAGUCCGUUCUCACCAGGUCCUCCUCCACCUCCCCCAAUGGCUCCCAUUCAGACAUCUCUGCCGCCGCUGAGCAGGGAAAACCCCCCAUCAUCCUCGGCAUAUGCGCCAUGGACAUCAAAGCCAGGUCAAAGGCCAUGCGCGAAAUUCUAACACGUCUCGUCGAACGCACUCGCGGCGCGAUCGAGGCCAAGGUUUUCGGCGACAAGGUUAUCCUGGACGAAGAGGAUCUCCCGCUUACCUCCUCUGUUCACCUUUUGCUUCCGCCGGCGUCUUAUUCACCAGAUGUCGAGAAUUGGCCCCGCUGCGAUGUUCUCAUCUCGUUUUUUUCCACCGACUUUCCGCUCGAAAAGGCCAUCUCCUACGUCAAGCUGCGUAACCCUUUCUGCAUUAAUGACCUCCCACCUCAGGCCCUUCUUUGGGACCGUCGUCUGGUCGGCACUGUACUCGACCACCUCAAAGUACCCACACCCCGACGCCUCGAGGUCUCUCGCGACGGUGGUCCAAAGGUCGACGAUGAGCUCCGAGAGGCCAUGAAGAGAAAAGUUGGCAUCGAGCUUGGCGGCUUCCAGGUCACUCCAGAAGUCACCAUGACCGAAGACGGAAACGCGAUUGUCAUUGACGGUCAGGUGAUGGAGAAACCCUUCGUGGAGAAGCCUGUCAGUGGCGAAGACCACAACGUAUACAUCUACUUCCGUGGAGGUGGCGGCCGCCGUCUCUUUAGAAAGGUCGGGAACAAAUCCAGUGAACUGGACCCAACCCUCAACUUCCCCCGAACUGACGGCUCGUAUAUCUAUGAGAAAUUCGUAGACGUGGACAACUCCGAAGACAUUAAAGUCUAUACAGUUGGCCCUGAUUAUACCCACGCAGAGACGCGCAAGUCUCCCUUCGUAGACGGUGUCGUUAGACGUAAUACCGAAGGUAAAGAGAUUAGAUUCAUCACACACCUGAGUGAUGAAGAGAAGGAGUGGGCCUCCCGCAUAAGCCAGGGCUUCGGACAAACAGUCUGCGGCUUUGAUAUGCUCAGAUGCGAGAACGGCAAGACCAGCCAAGUGAUUGACGUAAACGGCUGGAGCUUUGUCAAGGGCAACGAGUUUUACUACGACAGAGCAGCCGAAAUCCUCGCGAACGUAUGCGUGCAGGCCUCGGCCUCCGUCGAACGCCCCCUGUCAACAGCCGAAGGUACAGCGGAGGAGUCCCCAACAUGGCUACUCAAGGCAAACGUGACCGUUUUCCGGCACGCCGACCGCACACCUAAGCAGAAACUGAAGUUUAGCUUCCCUAUCGGCGAGUCGUGGACCCAGCCGUUCGUCGAGCUGCUCAACGGAGAGAAGGAGGAGAUCAUUCUCCGCGAGCGAGCGCAGCUCAGCCGCAUACAGACUGCUGUCGAGGAGGCCAAGGGCCUUGGCGCAGACGGCGAAGAUCUGGCAAAGCUCACGCAGUUGAGCAAUGCACUCUUCAGCAAGAUCGAGCUGCCGGGAACAAAAGCGCAGCUGAAGCCAGUGUAUUCGAAGAAGCAUGCAGGACAAGUGAGGAAGCUGACCAAAUUGACCCUUGUGUUCAAAUGGGGCGGCGAGUUUACCCAUUCUGCGAGGUAUCAGUCUAGGGACCUUGGUGAGAACAUGAAGAAGGACAUCUCCAUCAUGAGUGCGUAUCAAUUUGAUAUUGCCCAGACGGCGUCAUUGAGCAUUUAUGCGAUUGGUUUUGCAGACAAGGACGUUCUCAAGAACGUCAAGAUCUAUACGUCCUCAGAACGUCGUGUCGUCGCAUCCGCCGAAAUCUUUGCAGCAGCCCUCUUUGAUACCAACCGGGAUCCCUACCCGUUAUCAUCGACUGGCCCACCUCCGAAUAGCGGAAGCUCCGCGCGCUCUUCGCAGGACGGUAAAGAUGGUACCAACGGGUCGACCUUGAAUGUCACUAGCGGCAGCGGAUUCCGCCCUGGGACGCCCCGACGAGACCAGUCGGUGCCAUCUGGGCAGAAAGCACCGAAGCUCAUCGUGCGCAAGGACUUGCUCGAUGACUCAAAUGCGGCCAAGGACCUUAUGGACGAUGUCAAGAAGCGGCUGAAGAUACUUUUGCGCCCUGGUGAGCCUGACAAACGACCUGAGCUGACAUGGCCCAAGAGCCUCAAGAAGGAGCCCGUUGAGGUUGUCAAAGAAGUCAUUGAACUGCUGAGGAGUUUCCGAGACAUUAUGCGGAAGAACUGGGAGACCCUCAACGUCGAUAAGAUCCAGGAGCGCUGGUGCUGCGGCGACGAGCCCUGGCUGUUCCGCGAACGGUGGGAGAAGUUGUUCGAGGACUUUUGCGACGUGAAGCAGGAGAAGUUCGACCCCUCGCGUGUGUCGGAACUCUACGACACUAUCAAGUACUGUGCGCUGCACCACCGUACCUUCCUCUUCUCGAUUUUUAGCGAGAACGGCCAGAUGGGCGCACAGCCGCCGCAUGACCGGCAGCUGCAUGAGCUCUAUGGGCGUGCUAAAGCGCUCUUCGAUCUCGUUGCACCGCAAGAGUAUGGCAUUGAGCCGGAAGAGAAGGAGGAGAUUGGCGUGUUGACGUCGCUGCCUCUGCUACGUAACGUAGUCGAGGACCUCGAAAACGCGCGGAACAACGAGGAGUGCUCUCUCACACUGUACUUCACGAAGGAGAGCCAUAUUCACACGUUGGUCAAUCUUGUCUUGCUCUCCGGCCUGCCCAUUGCGAAUCGGCGGAUACCGGAGCUUGAUUAUUGUUCCCACAUUACGUUCGAGCUCUACGAACGCAACCACGGGCGUGGCAAGUCGGACAAGGAGUACUCGAUCCGUCUCUCGCUGAGCGAAGGCGCCCAUUCGUCCAACGUGCUGGACUCGGCGCUCGACGCGCGGCACUCGCUGAACGUGCAGCCUCGCCGGAAGCUGACGCAGCACCUGCCGUACAGCCUCGUGAUCAAGAAGCUGUCGAAGCACUUUGACCGGGUGACGGACGUGAGUGGCAUCGUUCCGCCACACUGCCCGCUCCGCGCAGACGCUGACGCUAACGGGGACGUGGCCGCCGCACCUGCACAGGACGACGACACGGGCCCGGACGAGCCCUUCGAGACGAUCGACGCGCUGAGCUUGCCCGUCGCGAACCAGACCCCGCAGGAUGAUCCCUAG
Molecule: messenger RNA, 3219 nt
Organism: Fibroporia radiculosa
Lineage: Eukaryota; Fungi; Basidiomycota; Agaricomycetes; Polyporales; Fibroporiaceae
Exons: 13
Coding region: 1-3219 (1072 amino acids)
Biological process (GO): inositol metabolic process; inositol phosphate biosynthetic process
Cellular component (GO): cytosol
Molecular function (GO): 5-diphosphoinositol pentakisphosphate 1-kinase activity; inositol hexakisphosphate kinase activity; diphosphoinositol pentakisphosphate kinase activity
Source: RefSeq, a predicted model, not a curated record